Hordeum vulgare subsp. vulgare (domesticated barley) is the source of this 2593-nucleotide messenger RNA. RefSeq names its product probable serine/threonine-protein kinase PBL9. Gene Ontology annotation, biological process: protein phosphorylation. Gene Ontology annotation, molecular function: protein kinase activity; ATP binding. The coding region runs from base 453 to 2483 and encodes 676 amino acids. The transcript has 2 exons. The record is from RefSeq and is a predicted model, not a curated record. NCBI's taxonomy places the organism in Eukaryota, Viridiplantae, Streptophyta, Magnoliopsida, Poales, Poaceae.
UUCCGUCUUUUGGCCCAUUCAUCACAUGCAAACGAGUACCGCACCAACCGCGUGCUCAAGUGGCAAUCCUCUCUGUUUGACCAGAGACGUACGAGUGAGCCACACUAGCAGAUAUUAUCAAGAGCUCUGAUGGUUCGCGCUCUGUAGAUAUCCAAUUCUUCUCGAAGGUGCAGCUUGAUCUAUGCGCAGCAGGCCGGCUUUUAGCAAGAGCUGGGUGGUUCUUGCUGGAUCUGGUUCUGGAUUUGUGGGGGUUAUCCGAUUUGUUGCUGGGUUGCAGCUUGAUCUAUGAGCCGCAGGGGCUAUUAGCAAGAGCUGGGUGGUUCUUGCUGGAUCUGGUUCUGGAUUUGUGGGGGUUAUCCGAUUUGUUGCUGGGUUGCAGCUGGAUCUCAGGGCUGGGCUGAGGCAGCGCCGUUAAGCCGGUUGAUCCUCGUGUACUCAGGUCUCAGGGAUUAAUGGAGCAGAAAGUAGAGAUUCCAGAAAGUAAGCUUAAAGACUACAUCCAAGAUACGGACAAGACAAAGUGGAGGUUGAAGAACAAUCAUAAUAUCAAAUAUUUUUCAGAAGAUGAGAUUAAGAGAAUAACCAGCAACUAUAGCACCAAGCUCGGAAAUGGUGCCUUUGGAGAGGUUUACAAAGGAGUCCUUGACGACGACCAAUGGGUUGCAGUGAAGAAAUAUAUCCGCUUGGAUUCACAAGAAGAGUUUGCUAAAGAGGUAAUCAUUCACAGUCAAAUCAAUCAUAAGAAUGUAAUCAGGCUCGUUGGCUGUUGCAUUGACGAGAAUGCUCAGACGAUGGUCUUGGAGCACGCCAGCAAUGGAAACCUCAGUGACCGUCUUCACUGCCAUGAUAAUCCUAUCUCUUUGGCCACAAGAUUGAACAUUGCUAUAGAAUGUGCGGAAGCCCUGGGCUGCAUGCAUUCCAUGUAUAACCCUGUCAUCCAUCUUGAUAUCAAGCCCUCUAAUAUUCUUCUGGGUGAUGAUUUCCAUGCAAAGAUAUCAGAUUUUGGAAUAUCAAGGUUAAGAGACAACAUUGAAAGUGCCAUAAAUGUGAUAGGGUGUAUUGGGUACAUGGAUCCAGCUUUUAGACAGGAGGGGUGUCUCAUCACCGUGAAGAGUGACGUCUACAGCUUCGGGGUUGUUCUAGUGGAAUUAAUUACCAAAACAAAACCAACAGACGAGACAAAAAGAGUCAUUCAGAGAUUUGGUAAAGCGUUUACGAAAGGGAGGCCUGUAAGAGACUUGUUCGAUGCAGACAUUGCAAAUAAGAGCAACACCAAGGUUCUUGAGGCCAUUGGAGCAAUUGCAAACAAGUGCUUGAACGAGGAGUAUGAUGCACGUCCUGAAAUGAACGACGUCGCUGGACGCCUCCGGGAUCUCAGAGCUGUUCUAGAAAGCGGGCAAGGAAAAUCACAAACAGGUUGGCGAUUCUUUAACGGUGGUCAGAAUGAACUGAAAACAGAAAAGCCUGGCGUAGCCUGGAGUAGCAUUUUCAGUAGGAAUACAACCAUCUUUAAAAAGGGUUACCCUGCCCCUGCCGGCAUCCCGCGAUACUCGUACGGAGAUUUGAAGAUGAUGACCAAGAACUUCAUAGAUGUGCUGGGCCGCGGCGCGUACUGCACAGUGUACCGCGGGCACUUGCCUGACGGUCGUGCUGUGGCAGUGAAGCAGCUGUACGGGGUGGGCGGCAGCGAGGUGGAGUUCUGGUCGGAGGUGACCAUCAUGGCGCGGAUGAAUCACCGGAAUAUAGUAAGCAUAUGGGGAUGGUGUGCGGAUAAGGGACAGCGCAUGCUCAUCCUAGAGUUCAUCUCCAAUGGCUCCCUCGACAAGCACGUCUUGCCGGCGUCCACGCAGGAGGACGACGGCCCGGGUCAACGGCAGCACCUGGACCUGAACACGCGCCAUCAGAUUGCACUGGGGGUGGCGCAUGCCAUGGCGUACAUGCACGAGGAGUGCUCCGACGGUGUGCUGCACUGUGAUAUCAAGCCACAUAAUAUCCUUCUUGACGACAACUUCUGCCCCAAGCUGACUGACUUCGGGCUGUCCACCUGGCUCAGUAAGACGAUGUCCCGCGUCCGGGGCACCCGUGGGUAUAUGGCGCCUGAGUGGGUCAUCCACAGAGAGGUCAUCACUGCCAAGGCAGAUGUCUAUAGCUUUGGCAUGGUGCUUCUUGAGGUUGUCUCCGGCCGCAACUACAAUUUCCGGGAGGAAUCAGUGGGCAGCGAGGAUUGGUACUUUCCCAAGUGGGUCUACGAGAAAUGUUACAUACAUCACAAGAUCGAGGACAUCCUCGACCCAAUCCUCCAAGCGGAGGCCUGCCAAGGCACGGGCAUAGCUGAGCUCAUGGUGAACACGGCCAUUUGGUGUCUCCAGGACCGUGCUGAGAAGCGACCCUCAAUGGGGAAGGUCGUAAAGAUGCUCGAUGGCACUAUUGAGAUGACCAAGCAGCCAGAAAAGCCGGUCAUCUUUUGCGCCUGUGACGACUAGCUUCUCGGUGAAUAAAAAUGGCCAGAGAUCAGACAAGAAGUAUCAGGUAAUGCCACAAAGAUGUCAUGUACAAUGGAUUUAUUAAAAAAAAAAUCAUGUAUAAUGAUUGA